CCGUUGCUCGCCCCUCGCCGGCGCUGAUUGGUUUCGCGGUUGCUUCGGCGCUGUGCCAUCGUUCAGUGGAUGGUUGUCACGUCAGUCAAAGCAUGCGCGAGCUCUUCAAGACGGAUCCCACUACGAGCCGGCGCUUUACUCCACCGUCCACCACAUUACCAGCAUCGGGAAAGAUGAGCGAUGUGAGCGGGAUGGUCCCUCACCAGGAGCCCGGACCCGGAGUGGGAACAGCCGGGGCAGCAGCUGCGGCGGCGCUUGGCAGGUCUCUGAUCCGACCCCAUGAGAACCGAACCAUGGUGGAUAUCAUUGCCGAUCAUCCGGCAGAGCUGGUCCGGACUGACAGCCCUAACUUCCUCUGCUCUGUCUUACCGUCCCACUGGAGGUGUAAUAAAACACUGCCCGUGGCAUUCAAGGUGGUAGCCUUGGGGGAUGUUCCUGACGGCACUGUGGUCACCGUUAUGGCCGGCAAUGAUGAGAAUUAUUCGGCUGAACUCCGCAAUGCCUCGGCAGUAAUGAAAAACCAAGUGGCUCGUUUCAAUGAUUUGCGUUUCGUGGGCCGAAGUGGAAGGGGUAAAAGUUUUACAUUGACAAUUACAGUAUUCACAAACCCACCUCAAGUGGCCACCUAUCACAGAGCUAUAAAAGUUACAGUGGAUGGGCCAAGAGAACCAAGAAGACACAGACAGAAGCCUGAAGACCAGCCCAAAGUUGGAUUAUUCUCAGAACGUCUCAGUGAGUUGGAACGCCUUCGCCAAACUGCAAUGUCAGUGGGUGCCACAACACGGAGUCCUCGUCCUUCUCUCAAUCCUGCACCAGCUCCUUUCAGUCCUCAGACAACACCUCAGAUUGCAGACCCCAGGCAGGCCCAGUCAUCACCACCAUGGUCAUAUGAUCAGUCAUACCCACCCUAUCUGAGUCAGAUGACUUCACCUUCCAUACAUUCCACAACCCCUCUCUCCUCUGCCCGUGCCACAGGGCUUCCUGCAAUCACUGCUGACGUGCCAAGACGACUUUCAGGUGCUACAGAUCUUGGUCCCUUCUCUGACCCACGGCAAUUUGGUCUUUCUUCCCUCACAGAGAGCCGUUUCUCAAAUCCUCGAAUGCACUACCCAGCUGCCUUCACCUAUACACCAACUCCUGUUACAACUGGCAUGUCUUUGGGUAUGUCUGCAGCUACACAUUAUCACACCUACCUACCACCACCCUACCCUGGCUCAUCCCCAAACCAAAGUGGACCCUUCCAGACCAGCAGUGCACCUUAUCUCUACUAUGGCGCCUCUUCUGGAUCUUACCAAUUCUCCAUGGUGGCAGGGGGAGAACGCUCACCUUCCAGAAUGUUGCCACCUUGCACCAGUGCAUCAACUGGUAGUACACUCCUUAAUCCCAACCUGCCCAACCAAAAUGAUGCUGUCGAUACUGAUGCUAGCCAUAGCAAUUCUCCCACUGUGUUGACUUCCACUGGGAGGAUUGAUGAGUCUGUCUGGAGACCCUACUGACUCUGAAUACAUAACAAGUCAUCAUUUAAAUAGUGCCUAUUAUGCAGUUUUUAACUGGAAGAACAUCUUAUCAUAAUAAGACUGUUGAGUGAAAGAACUGAUGCAGUAUUUGAAGAUGUUUCUGUACUGUUCAAGAUAUGCACAGAACAUUGUUUUUUUUUAUAAGUUCUUGAGUAAAUUUGUUAUCUUGUCCAAAUAAAUGAAGAACUUCAAGGUACUCAGCAAAACCAUCUUGUUUUAGAAAGAUAGCUUUCCCAGAACUGACUGUGCAAAUUGCAGUAAUUUAUAAACAAUUAUUUGAACAAUAUUGAAAAUGGCAAGAAAAGUGGCGAAAAGCAAGAAGAAUAUGAGGACUCUAAGCUUAAGAAGAUGAAAAGUCCUCCAAGAAAUGGUUACCCACUUUAACUUUUUUAAUUAAAUCAUGUGUGAGGGAACAUAGUUGACUAUUAGAAUAGUUGUACCAGAAAUGUACAUGUAUGCAUUCAGUUGUAACUGUGCAGAGGGGUAGAAAUUUUCUUU
This is a messenger RNA of Chiloscyllium plagiosum (whitespotted bambooshark), 2015 nucleotides long. The record is from RefSeq and is a predicted model, not a curated record. NCBI's taxonomy places the organism in Eukaryota, Metazoa, Chordata, Chondrichthyes, Orectolobiformes, Hemiscylliidae.